Molecule: messenger RNA, 2541 nt
Organism: Dryobates pubescens (Downy woodpecker)
Lineage: Eukaryota; Metazoa; Chordata; Aves; Piciformes; Picidae
Product: protocadherin alpha-3-like
Exons: 3
Coding region: 1-2541 (846 amino acids)
Biological process (GO): homophilic cell-cell adhesion
Cellular component (GO): plasma membrane
Molecular function (GO): calcium ion binding
Source: RefSeq, a predicted model, not a curated record
AUGGACGCGCAUUGGGGUCCCGCGGUGUGUCUGGUGGUGCUGGUGCGGACGUGGGCGCUGGUGUCGGGGCAGGUGCGGUACUCGGUGCCGGAGGAAGCCAAGGUCGGUACGGUGGUGGGGCGGCUGCCGCAGGAGCUGGGUCUGGAGGCGGGCGAUGCGGAGGCGCGGCGGCUGCGAGUGGUGUGGCAGGGCCGGCGGGCGAGCGUAGAGGUGAGCGGGGCGAGCGGGGCGCUGGUGGUGAGCUCGUGGCUGGACCGGGAGGAGCUGUGCGGGAAGAGCGCUCCGUGCUCGCUGCGCCUGGAGGUGCUGCUGGAGCGGCCGCUGCGCGUCUUCCCUGUGGAGCUGGAGGUGACCGACAUUAACGACAACGCCCCGCUCUUCCCCGCCGCACGGAAAAACAUCAGCAUGGCGGAAUUAACCACGGUACCGGGCUCCCGUUUCCCGCUGGAGGGCGCGUCGGAUGCAGAUAUCGGCGCGAACGCUCAGCUCUCCUACACACUCAGCCCCAGCGAGCACUUUACGCUGGACGUUAAAUCUCCUGAUGAAAACAGGAAACUUCUGUUUCUGGUGCUCACGAAAGCUCUGGACCGGGAGACGGUGCCUGUGCACCGGUUGGUGCUGACGGCGAGCGACGGGGGCCGUCCUUCCCUGACCGGCACUAUGGAGGUGGUGAUCUCGGUGCUGGACGUGAAUGACAAUGCCCCGCAGUUCAGUCAGUCGGUGUAUAAAGUGCAGCUGCCGGAGAACGCUGCGGAGGGGACUCUGGUGGUGCGAGUGAACGCCACGGAUCCGGACUUGGGACCAUACGGAGAUGUGAUUUAUGAUAUUGAUACUUUUGAACCUGCCUCCGGUUCAGAUCUAUUCAGCAUCGAUACGAAGAGUGGCGAGAUCAGACUGAAGGGGUCCCUGGACUUUGAGGCAGUCACACUGUAUGACUUGCAAAUUAAGGCAAUGGAUAAGGGAUUGCCUCCCCUGUCGAGUCACUGCAGCGUGGAGCUGGAGGUGCUGGACGUGAACGACAACGCGCCCGAGGUGUGGGUGACGUCCCUGUCGGUGCCGGUGCCGGAGGACGCGUCGGUGGGGACGGUGGUGGCGCUGCUGAGCGUGUCGGACCGGGACUCGGGGGCGAACGGGCGAGUGCGGUGCUGGGUGUGGCCGCCGUCGCCGUUCGGUCUGGAGUCGAGGUUCGCGGGGUCGUACUCGCUGGUGCUGCGGGAGGCGCUGGACCGGGAGCGGGUGUCUGCGUACGAGGUGGAGGUGCGUGCGGAGGACGGCGGGCAGCCGUCGCUGCGUGGGAGUCGCGGAGUGCAUGUGCCGGUGUCCGACGUGAACGACAACGCGCCGUCGUUCUCGCAGGCCGUGUACACGGUGCUGGCGCGGGAGAACAACGCGGCGGGGGCGGAGCUGGCGCGGCUGUGGGCGCGGGACCCGGACGAGGCGGAGAACGGCCGCGUGAGCUACUCGGUGUGGGAAGGCGGCGCCGGGGCCACGUCGUCAGGGGUCGGGUGGCGUCCUGCGUCGAGCUACGUGUCGGUGGACGCGGAGAGCGGUCGUCUGUGGGCGGUGCAGCCGCUGGACUACGAGGAGCUGCAGGCGCUGCAGUUCGAGGUGCGAGCGGUGGACGCGGGGGAGCCGCCGCUGUUCGGCAACGCCACGGUGCAGCUGUUCGUGGUGGAUGAGAACGACAACGCGCCGGCGCUGCUGCCGCCCCCGGGCGGCGGUCUGGGGCUGGUUCCGCCGGCAGGGCAGGUGGUGGCGAAGAUCCGUGCGGUGGACGCGGACUCGGGCUACAACGCGUGGCUGCGGUACGAGGUGUGGGAGCCGCGUGGGAAGGGCCCGUUCCGCGUGGGGCUGUACAGCGGCGAGGUGAGCACGGCGCGGGCGCUGGAGGAGGCGGACGGCCCGCGUCAGAGGCUGGUGAUCGUGGUGCGGGACCACGGCGAGCCGUCGCGCUCGGCCACGGCGACGCUGAGCGUGUCGCUGGUGGAGGGCGGCGAGGCGGCGCUGUCGGGCGCGGGGUCGCAGUCUUCGUCGGGGCUGGGUGUGUUGUUGCCGGCGGAGGGCGGCUUCUCGGCAGGCGCCGCUUCGUCGUCGUCCAACGUGUGGCUGGUGGUGGCGAUCUGCGCGGUGUCGAGCGUGUUGGUGCUGGCGCUGGUGCUGUACGGGGCGGCGCGCUGUGCGCCGCGGGCGGCGGUGCUGUCGGGUCCCGCUCCGGCGACGCUGGUGUGUGCCAGCGAAGUGGGCAGCUGGUCGUACUCGCAGCGGCAGAGCCGGAGCCUGUGCGUGGCGGAGGGCGCGGGCAAGAGCGACCUGAUGGUUUUCAGCCCCAACUUGCCGCCUCCGCCUGCGGUCGCCGCUGCCAAGGACACCUCUCAUCCGGAGCCUUCUGCUCUGCUGGACACGGUCAGUAGUCCUCUCGUUCUCUCCUCCCCACCACCCUUCUUUCCUUCAAAUGAGAUCAAUGCUUCCUUCCUUGCUAGUUUGCAGCAUUUCCACCUGAGCUCCUUGGAGGACUGCAAGACCUGCAGGCUGUGGUCUUGA